This is a messenger RNA of Amyelois transitella, 1478 nucleotides long. RefSeq lists its product as uncharacterized. The record is from RefSeq and is a predicted model, not a curated record. Bases 28 to 834 code for a protein of 268 amino acids. NCBI's taxonomy places the organism in Eukaryota, Metazoa, Arthropoda, Insecta, Lepidoptera, Pyralidae. The transcript has 7 exons.
UGCUAUCAGUAUGAUUGGGGAAUCAAGAUGGCGGUUACGCGGCGAGGUUACAUUUUCAGUGCGUUUUUGUUGAGUGUACUAUGUUUGUUGCUGACUAUUGUAUCAAUUUCUAGUGAUAGUUGGGUAGGAUCAAGCGCACGAGUGGACGGGCAGAACCAGGACAGCACUAUACGCUAUGGACUCUUCAGAGGAGUGUUUGAAGACCGCGUAUUCGCUACCACUGUGUCCAGUACCUUGUACAUGACAUGUUUGGUACAAAGCAAUGCCUGUGCUGUCAGCUGCAAGACCAACAGAGCGGCCAGAGAAGAAGAGGUCAAAGCACUAGCUGAGGGUUUUAGACCAACGCCUACAUGCAUUUCUGUAACGACAGUCGACACCACAAACCCACUUGAAACUCCGCCGGUGAUAUCGUUCGUGUUCUAUCUGUUCGUCGUGAUGUUGCUAUGUCUACAACUUCUCUUCGCCGCCAUAUCAGCACUGCUGGCCAUCAUCAACGCGACCAAGAAUCCAACUGAACCCAUUUUUGGACUGCCGGGUUGUUUGUGGUCAAACGUGGUCACAGCCAUCCUCGGCGUCGUGGUGCUGAUGAUGUUUGGGAUCUACUGGGCGUCGUCAGGGUUAAACACCCACCUGGCUUUCUCCUUCAUAGCCCUGGACUUCUUCGAGCCGUUCUCAGCGCUUGGUUACUCUUACUGGUUACUCAUCGCCGCAGUAUGUUCUUCUAUAGCCAGCACAGGUCUCAUUAGAUUAAGGUCGUAUUUAUUAGAGAGGGACCCCCCACCCCCCACCCUGAAGAUGGACAAUCAUUCUGAUGGCACAAUAUUCUUGUACUAAUUUAAGUUAAUUAAGAUGAAAUACCAAGGACUUUCGUAUACAAUUUCCACGUACAAAACGAUUAGUCUCUUUUUCUACAAACAUACAUAUAGGUAAUCACGUCUAUAUCCCUUGCAGGGUAGACAGAGCCAACAAUCUUGAAAAGACUGAAAGGCCACAUUCAGCUGUUUGGCUUAAUGAUAAAAUUGAGAUUCAAAUAGUGACAGGUUGCUAGUCCAUCGCCUAAAAGAAGAAUCCCAAGUUUGUUAGCCUAUCCCUUAGUCGCCUUUUACAACAUCCAUGGGAAAGAGAUGGAAGGAACCACGCGGUUAUUUUACCAGUUGGAGUUAUAUUAUAAGAUAGUUACAACUCUUUAUUGCACUAUAAGAGUAAAACAUACAAAACAGCACAAAACAGACAGAGAUGGUACAAAGGCGGACUUGUCGCUAAUGCAGUCUCUUCCAGUCAACCUUCGGGUGGAAGGAAACCAAACAUGGACGUUGGAAUAUUCACAACUUACAACCGUCCAUACUGACUAAUAUUUCUUCUUAUUAUUUCUAAUCUGAAUAGCUGUCUUGCAAAUUGAAUUUCAGAGUAAUUUCCCUUGAUGUUUCUUCUUAAUAAGUAGGUAUUAAUGUCUUUAUUAAUAAAUGUUAUUUUAAUUA